AUGGUUGUGUGUUCCGCGUGUCAACUCGGAACUACAGCGCCCACGAUCAAUGUUCACCGCCUCUCUUCGGAACGCAAAUGUCCUCACCAGUAUGUCCGCGUGGGAGAUGAGCAGUUAUGCGAGGAAGCAGCCAAGGGAGGACAUCUUGGAGUCCUUCAAUGGGCACGGAACAACGGAUGCCCCUGGGACAAGGAGACGUGCUCCGACGCGGCGUUGAACGGGCAUCUUGAGAUACAUCCUCUCGAGCGGCUGCGAACGGACAUCUUGAGGUCCUUCAAUGGGCAAAAACAACGGAUGCCCCUGGGACAAAGAUACAUCCUCUCGGCGGCUGCGAACGGACAUCUUGAGGUCCUUCAAUGGGCAAGAAGCAACGGAUGCCCCUGGAACGAGGAGACGUGCUCCAACGCGGCUUGGGGCGGACAUCUUGUCGUUCGGCAAUGGGCAAGCAACAACGGACGCCCCUGGGACGAGGAGACGAACAACGGAUGCCCCUCGGACGAGGACACGUGCUCCAACGCGGCUUUGGGCGAACAUCUUGAGGUUCUGCAAUGGGCAAGGAACAACGGAUGCCCCUCGGACGAGGACACGUGCUCCAACGCGGCUUUGGGCGAACAUCUUGAGGUUCUGCAAUGGGCAAGGAACCAGGGAUGCCCCUGGGACAAGGAGACGUGCUCUAGAGCGGCUUCGGGUGGACACCUUGAGAACGGACAUCGUGAGGUGCUUCAAUGGGCAAGCAACAACGGAUGCCCCUGGGACAAGGAGACGUGCUCUAGAGCGGCUUUGGGCGGACACCUUAUGGUGCUCGAACGGCUAAGGAACAACGGAUGCCGCUCGGACGAGGAGACGUGCUCCAACGCGGCUUUGGGUGGACAUCUUGAGGUUCUGCAAUGGGCAAGCAACAACGGAUGCCCCUGGGACAAGGAGACGUGCUCUAGAGCGGCUUUGGGCGGACACCUUAUGGUGCUCGAACGGCUAAGGAACAACGGAUGCCGCUCGGACGAGGAGACGUGCUCCAACGCGGCUUUGGGUGGACAUCUUGAGGUUCUGCAAUGGGCAAGGAACAACGGAUGCCCCUCGGACGAGGACAC
Molecule: messenger RNA, 1088 nt
Organism: Ectocarpus sp. CCAP 1310/34
Lineage: Eukaryota; Phaeophyceae; Ectocarpales; Ectocarpaceae
Source: the annotation of a GenBank genome assembly